AUGGAGGCGCCGCGAGUGCUGUGGAUUCUGGGCUGCGCCUGCAUCGCAUCGGCUCUGGGUUCGAGACUCAAGACCCCCGCGUUACCCAUCCAGCCAGAGACGGAACCCAUGCUGUCGAAAGGCUUGUCCGGUUGCUCCUUCGGUGGCCGCUUUUAUUCGCUGGAAGACACGUGGCAUCCAGAUCUCGGAGAGCCGUUCGGUGUGAUGCACUGCGUUAUGUGUCACUGCGAGCCGCAGAGGAGCCGGCGAGGCAAGGUGUUUGGGAAGGUGAGCUGCAGGAAUAUGAAACAGGACUGUCCCGAUCCGACCUGUGACGAUCCGGUCUUGCUUCCAGGACACUGCUGCAAAACAUGCCCAAAAGGCGACUCGGGGAGAAAGGAGGCGGAGUCUCUGUUUGAGUUCUUCCAUGAGAAAGACGACGACUUGCACAAGUCCUACAACGACAGAUCCUACAUCAGCUCUGAAGAGAACAGCAACCGAGACAGCGCCACCGAUUUUGUGGCUGUACUCACGGGUGCGAGGGACUCCAGCGGCGUCGCUCGAGCCAGAUUCACUCUCACUCGGACGAGCCUGACCUUCUCCAUCACGUUCCAGAGGAUGAACCGGCCGAGCCUCAUCACCUUCCUGGACUCCGAUGGAAACACUGCGUUUGAGUUCAGAGUCCCGCCGGCCGAUACAGAUAUGGUGCCGGUCCGAGUGAAACUGUUGUACCGUCAGCAUCUGCUGAGAGAAAUACGAGCAAACAUCUCUGCAGACGACUCUGACUUGGCUGAAGUCCUGGCCGAUCUGAACAGUCGUGAACUCUUCUGGUUGUCCCGCGGACAGCUGCAGAUCUCGGUGGAAACAGAAGGUCAAAACCCUCGUCAGAUCUCCGGAAACAUUUCUGGCAAGAGAUCAUGUGACACUCUUCAAAGCGUGAUGUCCAGCAGUUCUGCUCUAACUCCUGGGAAAACCGGCGGCGUCGGAUCGGCCGUCUUCACUCUCCAUCACAACGGCUCGCUCGACUACCAGGUUCUGGUGGCGGGUUUGAGCAGCGCGGUGGUCGGUGUGACGAUCGAGAUGAAGCCGCGGCGGCGCAGUAAACGCAGCGUGCUGUACGACAUCACGGCGGAUUUCUCCGCGGCGGAGGAGCGCGGCGGCGGGCGAGCGCUGGGAAGCUGCAGCCGCGUCGAGGCCAGACACAUUCACAUGCUGCUGCAGAACGAACUGUUCAUUAACAUCGCCACGGCCGAGCAGCAAGAGAGCGAACUGCGCGGACAGAUACGAAUGCUGCCGUACAACGGACUGGACGCACGCCGAAACGAGCUUCCGGUUCCUCUGGCGGGUCAGUUCGUGUCUCCUCCGGUCCGUGCGGCUGCGGCGGGUCAUGCCUGGGUCUCGGUGGACGAACAGUGUCAUCUGCAUUACGACAUCGUCGUCAACGGCCCCAGCAAGAGCGAAGACGCCGCCGUCAACGCUCACCUGCACGGAUUGGCCGAGAUCGGCGAGAUGGACGACUCGUCCACCAAUCACAAGAGACUUCUGACUGGCUUCUACGGUCAACAGGCUCAGGGUGUGUUGAAAGAUCUUAGUGUUGAGUUAUUGAGGCAUUUGGACGAAGGCACGGCUUAUAUUCAGGUCAGCACCAAAAUGAAUCCAAGAGGAGAAAUACGAGGACGGGGUGGAGUUUCUCGCUGUAAUUCCCGCCUCAUGUUUAGCUGA
Molecule: messenger RNA, 1701 nt
Organism: Sinocyclocheilus rhinocerous
Lineage: Eukaryota; Metazoa; Chordata; Actinopteri; Cypriniformes; Cyprinidae
Product: chordin-like
Exons: 14
Coding region: 1-1701 (566 amino acids)
Biological process (GO): negative regulation of BMP signaling pathway; dorsal/ventral pattern formation
Molecular function (GO): BMP binding
Source: RefSeq, a predicted model, not a curated record